AUGUACGAAUUAAAUAAUAAAAAUGAUGAUAACGAUAAAAAUAUAAAUUCAUUUGUAAAUAAGGAUGAUAUAAAGUAUAAGAAUUAUAUAGAUGAUGAAGAUAUAAAACAAAAUAUAAAAAGAGAAAAAGAAAAAAAAGAUCACCACGAUAUUUUUAAAAUUAAUGAUAUAAAACAUUUAGAUCAUGUAAAUAAUACAACUAAUGAGGAUACAAAAAAUAUAAUAGAAUAUUCAAUAUGUAAUCAAAACGAGACGCAUAACGAACAAAAUAAUAAUAAUAAUAAUAAUAAUAAUGAGGAUGAGGAUGAUAAUAUUUAUACAUUAGUUUCCUCAUCAAACGAAGGAGGUUCCAAAAAUAUUCAGAUGUCUAGAAAUAAGAUAUAUGAGAAUUCUCUAGAUCAAAUAAAUAAUUCUGAGCUCAUUAAAGAAAAUAAUGUAAACGAAUAUAGUGCUGAUUAUCCUUUUAAUGAACAUAAUAAUAUGAACGAGGGUCAUUCUAAAAAUUAUAAAAAUGAAACAUCCUUUGAUAAGGAUAAUAAUACAAAUGAAAAUAUAUUACAGAUAAAACAUGAUAAUAAAAAUGAUUAUGUAAAUAAUCUUGAAGAAUAUAAUUUACAAGACAAUGAUAAUAUAAAAAAUGAAGAAAAUAUAUAUAUACAUAAUAAUGAUAAUCAAAAUUAUGAUAUUCAUAAUUAUCAUAUGAAUAAUAAAAAGAAACAUAAUAAAGUUAAUAAUUUCAGUGAGAAAGAAAAAAUUCUUGAACUUCAUAAAAAUGAUAAAGUUACAAAUAUAAUUAUUUACAAACGCAUGUAUCAAUCCUUCAUCCUUUUAAAAAAAGAAUAUAGAGAUUUAAUUGAUGAACAUAAAAAAAAAAUAAAUAUCAACAAAAAAUUAAAUUAUGAAUUUAAUAGUUUAAAAAAUAAUAGUUAUUAUUCAAACUUUUUUUUUAAAAACGAUUCAGAUAAUCUAUUUGAUGAUUUGGCACUAGGAAUAAGCAAUAUAUUCAAAUGGAUGGAUAUAGAUAAUAAAAUUAUUCAAACAAAUUUUAAUAAAGACAAAAAAGAAAAGAAAACUGGUAAGGAUGAUGAUGAUAAUAAUAAUAAUGAUUGUUUGGAUGAUAAUAAUAAUAAUGAUUGUGUUGAUGAUAAUAAUAAUAAUGAUUGUGUUGAUGAUAAUAAUAAUGAUUGUGUUGAUCAUAAUAAUAAUAAUCCUGUUGAUGAUAAUAAUAAUAAUCCUGUUGAUGAUAAUGAUAAUAAUAAUAAUAAGUGUGUUGAUGAGGAUAAUAAAAAUUGUGAUAAUUUAAAAAAUAGUCCCUUUCAUAAGAAUUCCAUUAUUAAUGAACAAACGACACAUGAUAUACAUUCAAUCGAAAAUCAUGAUGAUACUUCAAAUGUAGAAAUAGAAGAAAAAAAAGGAAAACUACAUUUUAAUCCUUCUCAAAAUGGUGUGGAUACUAUUAUUAGCAUGACUGAUAAUCAUGAUAAUAUAAGUGAUGAUGAAAAUAAAGAAGAGCUUAAUAAGAAAAAAAAUGAAUUAAAUAUUUUAAAUGAAAAUAAUAAAGGAGAAAUAUAUUCAAAGGAUAAAUCCAUAGAUGAUGAGCUUAUAAGCAAUACAUUAUUAAAUAAAGACAAUUGUGAAAUAAUAAGUAAUAGUAAUAAUAAUAAAAAUGAUAAUAUUAAAAAUAAUAAUAUUAAAAAUAAUAACAAUAAUAAUUAUAACAUACAAUAUAAGGAAGAUAAAAACAAUGAUCAAGAGGUAAAUAAUAAAACAACAAUAAUUAUUAAACAAACAAAAGAAGAUAUACUCAAUAACUUAACACAUACAUCAAAUAAAAUUCAAAAGUCCUCACAAAAUUAUCCAUUUGAUAAAAAAGAAAAUAUAUUAUUCAAAAAUAAUAAAGGAAUAAAAGAAAAAGAAAUUAUAAAUGAUAAAAUCAAAAAAGGAUGUAUCCUUCAAAAUAUCAAAAUAAAAGAAGGAAUAAUUCAUAAUAAAAAUAAUACAUUUUAUGAUUAUAGAACAAAACGAAAUUCGUAUCUAUGGCAAAGAGAUAAUGUAAUUAGAAAAAAAAAUGUCAAAUAUUAUAACUCUCCUAAUAAAUUAGAAUAUAAAACAAAAUGUAAUUAUAAUCAUAAAAAAGGUUAUCAACCAUUGAAAUUAAAUAAAAAUUCCUUAAAAGAAAAUAUUAUUGAUUAUAUUAAAAAAAGAUUACAUAAUAGAAAUAAAUACGAGAAUAAUAUAAAUCAUAUAAAGAAAAACAACCAAAAUGAAAAUAAUCUAAUACCUCAUAGCUUAAACAAAAUUAAUCAAAACAUAAAUAUACCUAAUCAAAAUAUUAAAUCAGAUACACAAAAUAUAAAUACAAUUUCAGAUAAUAUAGAAGACAAUACAUUCCUAUUAAAUUGGGAUAUUUACAAAAAAACAAAUAAUCAAUAUAAUCAAUUCACAAAAUCAAUUUUCCAUAUUUGUAGUUAUAAAGAAAAUGAAUAUAUUCCAAUAAAUGUAAAUAAUUUCUUCUUGAACAAUAAGAAAAUAAAUACAACUGCCGAUUUAAGCUUGAAAUGUUUGAAAAAAAAUAUGGAAUUUAUAUUAAGGAAAAAACAAAACAAAGUAAUAAGUAAUAUUAACAAAAAUGUAAAUGAUAAAAAUAAUCUAAUUCUUAAUCAUAUCAAAAAUGUGCAUGAACCUGUCACAUUAAAAAACACAUCAUCUAUAAUUCUGAAAAAGAAAAGGUGUCAAAAAAAGUCCUCUUCUUUAUUUAAUAAAUAUAAUACUCAUAUGAUAAAUAAGAAAUUGAAGUACUGUGUAAAAUACAGCCAUAAUGAUAUUUCCAAAUGUGUUAUCAAACAAAAACACUGGAGAAAUGUUAUAUAUAAAACAAACAAGGAAAAAAAGGAAAUAUUUUAUUUUCUUCUUAAAAAAAUAAUAAUUUAUUUUGAGAAGAAAAAAAAAAAAGGAAACAUACUAAAAACAUAUAAACUAAAAUUAGUUCAAAAUAACGAAAAUUAUAUUUAUAUAUAUUUAUUUCAAAUUAGAAAAUAUCAAAAAAUGGCUAGCGAUAUUUUUCUUUUAACUGAAAAAAGUUCCUUGCCUGUUCAGAAAAAAUAUUCCAUGUUCAGGAAAAAUCAAAAAAAAAAAAAAAAAUAUGAACAAACCAGCAAACAUGAUGAAUCUGAAUGUGAAGAAAAAUAUGAAGCCGAUGGAAAUAAAUUGAAAAGAAAUGUAUUUCAAUUAUAUAUGAAUGAGCAUAAGAAAUAUAGUGUUUCAAUUGAGAAAAAUGAUAUAAUGGAACAAAAUAAAAACAUGGAUAAUAUCAACAACAACAAUGAAAAUAAUAAUAAUAAUAAUAAUAAUAAUGAUGAUGAUGAUAGUAAUAUUCACACACCGAAUGUAGUAAAUGAUACACUAAUAGAUAAAAAUGUCAAAUGCAUGGAUACAAUAGAAAAUAAUAAAUUACAAACAAAAGAUUUAACAACCCAAUUUGAAGAUAUGCUUAAACAACAUAUAGUGACUCUGAACCUUUUAGAUAAGAAAAUUGAUAUUAUAAAAAAGGAUCCACCAGAAGAAAAAAAUAAUCAUAAUAAUGUUGAUGAUAAUAAUAAUUCUGAUGAUAAUGAAGAUGCUGUUAUUAUAAUAGGAAUGAAGAUAAUUUUAAAUGAUAAAUAUCUAUUAAUUUUGGUUGAUGCCUUAAACAGUAUAGAAUAUAAUGUAAAGAAAUGGUUGGAUUUACAUGAAGAAAUAUUAAUGUCUCAUAUUAAAGAGAAUUUAAAUAUUUCUAAUUUUUUUAAAUAUUAUAAUAUAAAUUUAUAUACUUUUUUUGUUAAUUUUUUGAAUAAUGUAGAAAAUUAUAUUGAAGAAUUCCCUUUUUAUUUUUCAAUAUUAUUUGAAGACAUGUUUCCUUUUUCACUUUCAUAA
Plasmodium gaboni is the source of this 3912-nucleotide messenger RNA. RefSeq lists its product as hypothetical. The record is from RefSeq and is a predicted model, not a curated record. Lineage: Eukaryota; Apicomplexa; Aconoidasida; Haemosporida; Plasmodiidae. Bases 1 to 3912 code for a protein of 1303 amino acids. The transcript has a single exon.